GCAGAAAAGCAAGAAUAAGGAUCGCUGUUGGCUAGUUUUUUGCAUUGUUCGCAGAUCCCACUGACACGUAGCGAUCCGCGAUUGGUUGAUUUUUUAUUUUUUUAGAUAAAAAAAAAUAAAAAAAAAUUAAAAAACUCAUUUGAUUUUAGCGUUAAUCAUGGUCUAAAUCUUUUACCUUUACAGCCGUAACUGUUGUACCGACAAUCAGAGUCAAAACAUAUAAAAUCCAAGAGAAUCGUUGGGAAAGAAAAAAAACUAUACGCACAGAAACUUAAAACGAAGAAAAGUCGAGAGAGCGAGAACGCAAAAGAUGGCUACGACUCCGAAGCUGACCACUACACUUUCAUCUUCUCCAUCUCUUCAAACCCUCUGCAGAAAACUCCCAAUCUCAACCCAUCUACCAUCAUCUUCAUCAUCAUCAUCUAUCUCUCGUUAUCUCUCGUCUCUCCGUCCCCGUCUCACCUUACUCUCAAACCACCGCUACAAUCCCUCUCGCCGCUUCUCUCUCCGUGCCCAAAACGACAACGGAACAGACUCUGACCUUCGCUACGACUUCGCCCUCUUCACUAUCGGCGCCGGAAGCGGCGGCGUCCGUGCCUCCCGCUUCGCCACGAGCUUCGGAGCAUCUGCCGCCGUCUGCGAGCUCCCUUUCUCCACCAUCUCUUCCGAUACAGCCGGAGGCGUCGGAGGAACGUGUGUACUAAGAGGAUGUGUGCCAAAGAAGUUACUAGUGUAUGCAUCCAAAUACACUCACGAGUUUGAAGACAGUCACGGCUUUGGUUGGAAGUAUGACACCGACCCUUCUCAUGACUGGAGGACAUUGAUUGCCAACAAGAACGCUGAGUUGCAGCUUCUGACUGGUAUCUAUAAGAAUAUACUCAACAAUGCUAAUGUCAAGUUGAUCGAAGGCCGUGGAAAGGUUAUAGACCCACACACUGUUGAUGUAGAUGGGAGAAUCUAUACUACUAGAAACAUUCUGAUUGCAGUUGGUGGACGUCCCUUCAUUCCUGACAUUCCAGGAAGAGAGUUUGCUAUUGAUUCAGAUGCCGCGCUUGAUUUGCCCUCCAUGCCCAAGAAGAUUGCCAUCGUUGGUGGUGGCUACAUAGCCCUGGAGUUUGCGGGAAUCUUUAAUGGUCUUAACAGUGAAGUUCAUGUGUUUAUUAGGCAAAAGAAGGUGCUAAGGGGAUUUGAUGAAGACGUUAGGGAUUUUGUUGGAGAGCAGAUGUCUUUGAGAGGCAUUGAGUUCCACACAGAGGAGUCCCCUGAAGCCAUCAUGAAAUCUGGAGAUGGCUCUUUGUCUCUGAAGACUAGCAAGGGAACUGUUGAUGGGUUUUCACAUGUUAUGUUUGCAACUGGUCGCAAGCCCAAUACAAAGGUUGAUGAAUAUUCACGGACAUCUGUUCCUUCGAUAUGGGCUGUUGGGGAUGUUACUGACCGGAUUAACUUGACUCCGGUCGCCUUGAUGGAGGGAGGUGCAUUGGCUAAAACUUUGUUCCAAAACGAACCAACAAAGCCUGAUCAUAGAGCUGUUCCCUGCGCUGUCUUCUCUCAACCACCUAUUGGAACAGUUGGUCUAACUGAAGAGCAGGCCAGAGAACAAUAUGGGGACAUAGAUGUUUUCACAUCAAAUUUUAAGCCAUUGAAGGCUACGCUUUCAGGACUUCCAGACCGGGUGUUUAUGAAACUCAUUGUCUGUGCAAACACCGAUAAAGUUCUCGGUGUUCACAUGUGUGGAGAUGAUUCACCAGAAAUAAUCCAGGGAUUUGGGGUUGCUGUAAAAGCUGGCCUAACUAAGGCUGACUUUGACGCAACAGUGGGUGUUCACCCCACAGCGGCUGAGGAGUUUGUCACAAUGAGGACUCCAACCAGGAAAAUUCGCAAAGGCUCCUCUGAGGGGAAAGGCAAGUCCUGAGGCUAAAACAGCUGCAGGGGUCUAGAGAAGGUUGCAAAAUAAGAUUGGAUUUUUACACCAUUGGAGCUUCCUGACAAGGAGAGCAUCCAUCAAGAGCCAACGUUUUUAUCAAUGGAGAUGUCAUAAGGCUCAUAACCAUGGUGCAAAACUGUUUGAUCGUGUAACUUACUCGACCUGUCGACCAGAUUCUCAGGAGAGCUUAUAUUGACCAGAGCUCUAAAACUGAGCUCUCCCAAUAUCUCACUAUCCUAGUUGAAUAAAGAUACGAUUGUAAUCAUUCCCUGGAGUAGUAUAAUUAAAUCCUCAUUUCAACAUCUACUUGAAAUUAUUAUCCAUUUAUCUUCAUUUUAUACUCGUAACUCGUUAUCUUCAUUUUAUACUCGUAAGUGUUAUGAAUUAUUUUAUGGAUGUGCAUAUAAGCCCAUGUUUUAGA
Molecule: messenger RNA, 2345 nt
Organism: Brassica napus (rape)
Lineage: Eukaryota; Viridiplantae; Streptophyta; Magnoliopsida; Brassicales; Brassicaceae
Product: glutathione reductase, chloroplastic
Exons: 9
Coding region: 311-1912 (533 amino acids)
Biological process (GO): cell redox homeostasis; cellular response to oxidative stress; glutathione metabolic process
Cellular component (GO): cytosol; mitochondrion
Molecular function (GO): glutathione-disulfide reductase (NADPH) activity; flavin adenine dinucleotide binding; NADP binding
Source: RefSeq, a predicted model, not a curated record